Messenger RNA from Cydia pomonella (codling moth), 9019 nucleotides. It is a transcript of the gene SIDL, whose product is annotated as trafficking protein particle complex subunit 10. The record is from RefSeq and is a predicted model, not a curated record. Bases 242 to 3775 code for a protein of 1177 amino acids. Lineage: Eukaryota; Metazoa; Arthropoda; Insecta; Lepidoptera; Tortricidae. Gene Ontology annotation, cellular component: TRAPPII protein complex. Gene Ontology annotation, biological process: early endosome to Golgi transport; intra-Golgi vesicle-mediated transport. The transcript is spliced from 15 exons.
UGACAAUCAAAAUCCAGUUUUUAAUCGUAAAAAAAGAAAUCAAAACGAGUAAAAAAUAUUGAAAUUUUCUUCAAUAUUUACAGUUUAUAUUUAUCUACCGCUGAAAAAAAACAAUAAUCAUAUGAGUGUGGUUAUUCUUUGUUUAUAGUAAAGUGGGUGGAUUCCUACUCGUAUGUAAUUAGGCGGAAUUUAGAAUUUGUGUCAUGCCCGCACAACCGAGGGAUUUCACUGAUAAUGAAAAAUGAAGGGGGUCGAUAAUUCGCCAGCUAAUCGCGAAGGAAUGACCAAUAAACCUAUUGUAACAUGCGCUGGGGAUUGGAACUUGUUUUGCACAUUAGAGGCUCCGCUCGUGGCCGCGAUACCGCAGGAUUCGUGUGAGUGGAGGAGAUCCUAUGGCCGGGUCACAAAGUCUGUUUACUUGGAAGCUUCAUUUAUUAAAUAUAAUCCAGAUAAAGUGCAAUCUGAGCUCAACUUAUUAAACCGCCCAAUCCUGCAUAUUUAUUGGACUGACUGUGUUGAUAUAGAAUAUUACAAGACCACACUUAGAGAAGAUAUAGAAAUAUGGCUCAAGCAAUUAGAAAAGAAAGGCAUUACAGACUGGAUGAUAAUUCUAGUAGAAACUUAUGAUAUUAGGAAAACUAAUAAGUUACUGCCUAGAACUACAGUUUUGGAUAAAAUAAAAGGAGAUUUUGCCAUAAAACAGACAGAAGAUAGGUUUUUGUCUGUAAUUAAUCCUAUUAAGUCUGAAGCGAGGAGUGCGGAGUCAUGGAGGGCCCUGGUGGCGAAGAUGAGGCAUUUUGUCCUGGUGGCAUACAACAAGGCGUUGAUAAAGUUCGAAGAGCACAUGAGGGAGCAGAGAGAGAAAAGAAAUGACCCAGAGUGGGAUUUUUGUAAAUAUUUUAUUCUACAGGAACAACUAGCAUUUGUAUUAGAAAUGUUAGGUUUGUAUGAAGAAGCAUUAGUCCAAUAUGACGAAUUGGAUGCAUUGUUCUCCCAAUUUGUGCUCAAUUCCAAUGUGACAGAGGGUCCAAAAUGGCUUGACACAUUCAAGCAGCCCAUCACCUCUUGGCAAGCGGUCAGACUGACAGCCCUGGUGCCGCAGCAUCUGAGGGAGCUUAUUAUUAAGAAGAAAGCUUCACUCUUAGACUUUAGAAGCUAUUUGUUUCAACGUCAAAGUGCCAUGUUACUGCUUAUGUUUAAACCUUGUGAGAUCGCCUCUCGCUGCCUCAGCACCGUCCACAACACGUUAGUUGAGCUCUCGCUACUGGGCUGCGCGGGUGUGGACGGCGCGGCGGCCUGCUGGGCGCAGCUCGCCUGCGCCGAGACCCUGCGCGCCUGCGAGCGGCUCUCGCAGACCAACAGGGAGGAGUGCGCCGCCAUGCAGGCGCCGCUGCACAACACUGCUAAAGACAAGCUCCACGAAUUAGGCAAGCUCUGCGGCCUCCUCCCAGGCUCCCCUGAACCGACCUCCGAGCAACUUCACCUAGUCGUCAUGCUCUCCGCCGGCAUGGGAGACAGCGAACCCAACAACCAGCACCAGACGCCAACGGACCGGCUGAAGGAGGCGUUGUGCAGCAAAACAAGUUUUCAGCAAUAUUACUUGGAGCUCGCUGAGUUGGCUAUGGGGACGUAUAAGCAUAUAGGGAGGUUAAGAUUUGCGCGCCUCAUCGGCCGGGAUCUAGCCGCGUUUUACUCAGAACUCGGCGAGACUCAGAAAGCGGUAGUUUUCUUGAUGGAUGCCCUCCGAUCUUACGAGGAGCAGGGAUGGCGAGACCUGGCCGCGCAGACCAGGCUAGAGCUGGUGGCGGCGGCUAAGAAGAUGGACGAUGUCGACAGAUACACAAAGCUCUCUGCAACAAUAGCAUGCACUGCCGAAUUAGAAAUCCUAGUCAGAAACUUCUAUUUAGAAGAAAUGAUGAAAUCAAUCCGAGAUAAUCUCUCCCAAAAACCCGAACCAGUCCUAACCGAGCUCAACGAGUGCUUCAAAAUUGUCUCAGCAACGCUACUGCCGUCCGACCGUGGUAUCUAUAUCACUGACAAUAAGGUCCAAUGUCGCUUGGUCGUGGAGAGCAAUAUGCCUAAAGAUAUUACUUGUACGCGCGCAGCGAUUAGUAUAGAGAAGUUUAAUGUGGAUAAACAGACAGAGAAAAGGACGCCGGCGAAAAGUUAUAAGACUGACUUAAGUGUUAAUAAUAAUUUAGGAUCGCAGAAUAAUUCGCCGAGGAAAAGUGCGCCUGAGGGCGAUAACGAGUUAACUAAUUUAAUUACAAGUAUAAGACUGGACGAUUUAAAACCUAAGAAUCCUCUGUUAAACCCGUUACACAUAACCUCGCAGCUCCACUACAAAGAAGACAAAUCCUUACAAAAAGCCACAGUAGAGUGUAUCAACCCUAAAGUUACACUCAAACGCUCAGACAGCAGCAAAUACAGAAAACCGUCCGCCACUUUAAGAAGCAACUAUGAACUUUCAUUCACAUGCGAUAAUCUUACUCUCAAGCCAGGCACAAAUGAGAUUACAUUAGAAUGUAUAUCGAAAACACCAGGUAUAUUUAAACUUGGUCAAAUAUCUUUGCUAGUUGAAGAGAAAUUGGAGUUUUUGUCCAACGUGCUGACGAGUUUGAAAGUGGGGUAUGAUGUGGUGACACAAGGCGUGAAUGUGUACCUGAAUAAGGUAGAGCCUAAGAAGGAUUUGGUGGCUGGGUUGGAGCAUGCUAUGGAGCUGGUGGUGACUAGUGGGAGUUCGCAUAUAGAGGAGAACGCAACAAUCCUCCUAAAAACCUCGUUGGGGCUGGUGAUCCGCCUCGCCGGUGGCGGCGACGCCGGCGCGGCGCGGGAGCUGUCCAUACCGGUGCCGGCCAGCAAGCCGUUCGAGACCACGCGGGUGCCGCUCAGGCUGUUCGCGAACCUGCAGCCCAAGAAGGAGAAGAGCCAGGAGCAUACUGUCUGGCUCAACUGUCCCUGGUGGGAAGCAGCGAUGGAAGUGCCCCUCCACUUCUCCCCGCCCAUGGUCGCGUCCUGGCGCCUUCUAACAUCCAACACUAGGAAAUUCGUACACGUCACCCUCAAGUCCACGGUCGCCCAUCUCGUGCAGUUCGAACUGACAGACCCUAAGUUGGAGUGCGACGGCAAUACGACAGUGUCGGAUAUGAAUCCCAAGAAUGCCAAAGAUAUGAUGGUAGCUUCAGACGGCACCACAGCCUCCUUUAUGUGGGAGCUCCUCAAAGAUCCCCUAGUAAAGGCGGGCCCCAUGAAAGCGCUGUUCACGGUACAAUACCGGCCCGUCGACGUGGACGAGCCCCCUAGAAUGUUCUCGUGCCCGUUCGACGUACAGGACUGUACGACGCUGUUCGUCAUUAGGACUAAACUGGAGCCGAGCAAGGGGUCGGAUUUCUGUAGGGCGUCGCAGGUUUGCUGUUUGCAGCUUAGUGUGCAACGGGUCAACGAAACGGAAUACACAUCUCUAAUGUACGAGGUUUUAGCCGACCAAACUAUGUGGGCUGUAUUAGGAAGAACUGCAGGCGUGAUAUCCCUGGAGUCGAGCGCGGAGGCGAGCGUGGCGCUGGACGUGAUGCCGCUGGGCGCCGGCUACCUGCCGCUGCCCGCCGUGCGCCUCUCCAAAUACAUCGCGCACAACAACAAAGAUCCGAAGAAAGACAUGUCAGCACACCCGCGCCUGGAGCCGUUCAGCCCCGGCCAGGUGUACCACGCGGGCAAGGCGCGCCAGGUGCACGUGCUGCCCUCCGCGCCCAAGGAGCACCUGGAACCGCCCGUCUGAACUCUUGCUUUCACAGAAACUAUUUGAAAGAGAAACUCAUUGCUAACCAAUAUCUAAACACGCCUAGCUACGCUAGCCGGGGGGACCCACUGGUGCCCAAUCGGCUACGGUGACUGCUUACCAUCAGGCGGGUCGUAUGCUUGUUUGCCACCGACGUAGUAUAAGCUCGCUCUGUAGCAAAGUAAGUACAUGUUCCGAUAUUGUCAGCAACUCUGCGGCGUAUAUAUAACGGCUGUAGGUGACCGUGAGUCGUCAGUUGGAACGCGUAAGUAAAAUAUCAGUUGCAACUUUUAUGAGGACCCCUUAUAAGGCAUUAGUGAGAAAUUAUACAAAAUUGAACCCUAUCACAUUAAAAUAAAGUUCAAAAUAAGAUGGAAAAUAUACUCCCAAUAUACAGGCUUAAACAAUUGUGAUGAACGAAAAAUGCCUCAUUGGAAAUAUCAGGACUGAAAACAAUUGUGGUGUCCUGUAAACUCUAAUUUUUAUUCAAUAAAUUGCUUUGGGAUUCUGCUAUGUAUUUUGUUAUUGUACUUUUAUGACUACAGUCAAGUGUAAAAAUAUGGGUGUACACAUCUUACUCAAAAAUAUGUCCCAUAGCAUCUUAUUCCAGUGUAAUAAGAGCGUAGUACCAUAUUUAUGAGACGAUUCUCUCGAUACAUAUUUUUGCACUUGACUGUACAGUCAUGGACAUUAUUUGUUAAGCCAUUUAGGGUUAACUUUACAUUGGAGAAGUCAUAGCGUUACUAUUGCUAACCAAAUUAGCUUUAACCGUAGAUGGGUCAUCAAUUUAAGUCCGACCUUACCUGAAUACCGCUGAUAUCAUUUUUUUUUUCGUUUUGGGAAAAUGAACUUUUUAUGUUCAAUAUAAUUAACACAAUCUUUCUGGAAACAUAUACUAGAGUAUAAAGAACGUAAAAUGAAUGUAUCUGUAUUUGUUGUUAGAAAUAAAUGUCAUCGAAAAGUAAUAAUUUAGAUAUGAGGACAUGUAGGAACUAUUGGCUUCCAUGCUAUUGCCCACUCUUUUUAACCAUUUAACCGCUUAGAAUUUUUCACUGAGCGCGCUCGUGUGGCCGCCGGUACGAAGUUACACGAAGUAACACCCUGCCUAUGAAGCCGAUGGUCCUGGGUUCGAAUCCCGGUAAGGGCAUUGAUUUGUGUGAUGAAGAUACAGAUAUUUGUAGUUAUAUAUAUCGUUGUCUGGGUACCCACAAGGUUGAGGGGGUUGGGGUUGAGUUGAGGUUACUGUGGGGCUUAGUCAAUUGUGUAAGAAUGUCCAAUAUUUAUUUAUUUAUCAGACAGCGGUGAAAUGAGCUGGAUAUUGCACUUCUUAUAUAUCAGACUACGGCGGUUAAAAGGUUAAAUAAUAACUCCAAAUUAUGAAAUGUGCAUUAAAUGUUAGCGUUGUGUCUACGACACAUAAAAUAAUGCAGUCUCAUAAAAGUAAUAUGUAUAAUCGAAGUAAUAUAAUAAAUGUUUAAUAUAGAAAUUUUCACAGAAUAUGUAAGGAAUCGGACCAUGGAAUCGAUGUGAUAAUUCAAAGUUUCAUGUAACUAUAACGUGUGUUUAUACUUUAUAGACGUACUCAUAAAAUUGUACUUUUACAAGCUUCCAAAAAAAUUAUACCUAAAUUAUCAAAUUUGCUUCUAAAACUCAACGAAAUGAGUCCUGUGAACGCAUCACUCCUUAGCUUUAAUAUAUAAGCAUACCAUCCUCCUGAGUCCCGAUGUCCUUUUAAAAGGACAAAUUCAAAUCGAAUUUUGAACUAUAAUGGAAUAAGAGAAGGCUUAAAUUAUGAACUGGCUAAAUCGUUCUGGGACUUAGGAGGUAAUAAUAAGAAAUCACCCUAAUCCUAUUUCUUUUUUUAGUGUCGUUUAUAUUAUACGUUUUACACAAUUCACAGAUAUUGUAAAUUUUAUACCAACUGGGUUACCUAUUUUGAUCUAAUUUCCUUGUGUACGAUGAAAAUAAAAUAUAUAACAACUACUUCUGAUGUAAUUAACGUACUACCAACUUAUCGUACCGAUUAUAAUGUCGAUAAGUUGCGUAGUCGUAGCUCCCUUUACAUUGGUGAUCAGAUUGGGAUAUCGGCAGACCUUCCUUAGGUACCCCAGUGGACUUCAUUAAUCCUGCAUCCAUAUUCUACUAUAAAUAAUAUCGAUAUUUUCUCACACGGGAUAUGGUUGACAGGGUUUUAGUAUAUGGUACCCACACCUGCAAUUAUUUAAAAAUGAGCUUUAUCGUCGUGAAUAAGAGUUGAUAUUAGAAUACGGGCUUACGUAGUUACGUACUAGAUAUUGUGUAUUUGAUGUUGUUGGGAGUAGUUGGAAUAUUUGGUACAUUAACAAGGACACUCGAAAAUAUACCUAAUGAUAAGGUAUACAAAUGCUCAUAUUGAGUGUCUUUUUUGAUGGUACUAAAUGAUAAUAGGAGUAGGUAGUCUUAAGGUCCGACCACACCGCUUAAAAAACGGUGACUUUACGGAAUCACAGUGACGCAGAUGUAGAUGUUGAUGUAGUGUAGGGACGACCGGCCGGAAAAAGGCGGGCUGUCGAUCAUGUGUUGCGUUCAUUCAGCCCAAUUCCCUGAGGUUGGAGCUGCAGGUUAUUGUCCCGGCGGAAUUCCCACACUAUUCUCCUCAAAUCUUUUUGUUUUCCUGCAGAACAGAAGGUUAUCUUUAAGUUCGCCGUCCUUUAGUGCGUUUUCUUUCAGGAUGUCUCCACCGAAUAUAUUAUAUCGCGGUGCCGUAUACAUAAUACAUUCUGCUAGUAAGUGUAAGCUAGUCUCAGUGACGCAUCGUAAGCGUACGGUUUUUAUCGCAUGCUGCUUAACAAAAAACGGUGACCGUGCGGAAUCGCAGUGACGUGGCGUAAACUUUAUAAAUUUACUAUAAGAAUAAGAAUGAUUUAUUGCAGUACCGUGUACAUUUGUAGGUAGUAAUCCUGAUACAAUGAAUUAGUUUCAACAGUUACCCAUUUCGGGUAUGCAAAACUUAAUUAACUUAUGAACUAAACUUAACAAACUCACAACACACCUUAGAACCUAAAUGGUCGCGUACUGUGCGGUUCAAGAGGAAUUUCCUCCCGCGGACGCUCCAGCUGUGGAAUGAGCUCCCUUCCGAGGUUUUUCCGAGGGUCUACAGUAUGGGGUUCUUCAAAAAAGGAGUGUACAGGUUUUUAGAGGGUCGGCAACGCGCAUGUAACACCUCUGGUGUUGCAGGCGUCCAUAGGCUGCGGUGACUGCGUACCAUCAGGCGGGCCGUGUGCUUGUUUGCCCCGUCGUGGUAUAAAUAAAAAUUAACUUUAAUAACAUGCAACGUUAAUUAAUUACAUACCAAUUAAUGUUCAAAAUAUUAUUUUAGACUAUAAAAUGAUUUAUCGAGUAACCAGUUUUUCAAUGAUACUCUGAAUCAGUUACCUUCGAGUGCCUUUACAUCAGCUGGAAGGUGAUUAAAUACUCGAAUAGCUGUUACAAAAGUGCUCUUUAUGGAUGUGUUGGAAAAGGGCCUGCGUUAAACACGUGACAUUUACGACACGUCACUGCGCCGCACCGUCCGUGGGUUUUAACCAGCGGUGUGUGGAGCAUGCGAUAAAAACGGUACGCUUACGAUGCGUCCGCGAUUCCGUAACGUCACCGUUUUUUAAGCAGCGGUAUGGUCGGACCUUUACUCAAACUAAGCUAACUGAAUAACGACCUGCUUAGUCUAAAAAAGCUAUUCACUUAAAAAAUCAUGCCAAAAUGGUAAAUCUUUGAAUGCAAUUUGUUUGUUUUUAAAAUAAAAGAAUGUUUAUUUUAGUAAAAUGAACUAGCUUAAGGUUUUAAGGCACUUUCCCUCCAGUAGGACUAAGAUGGUCGGCUCUUUAUCAUUUAUCACCAUGGCUGUCACGUUCUAACAAGUAUGUAAGCGCGAAAGUGACGGGUAUAGUGACAAGUGAUCAAAAUGGAACCAUGCUGCCACCGCAGGGCCCAUAAAUUUUUGGAUAUGUUAAGCAAAAAUGUUCAUGCCAAGUUUCAUUUAAUUUAAGCAUGUCAUUUUAAAAUUCGUAAUUUCGAUUGAAUUGUAGCGGCUUUUUGGCGGCGGGCUCGUGUUUUUUAAGUUUCGUAACUCCACCUUUUAUUUCAACGAAAUGCCAUUACAUUUGACAACGACUAUUAUUUUACCUAGUCCCAGGUUCUCGUCUUUGCUAAUUUAAAAUUUAAGUUGUACAUACUGGUAGUUAAUUUGGUGCUGCUAAUUUACUGUACUAGCCUGUCGUCUACCAAAUUCGGAUAUUCUCUCCCCACCCGUGCGAGCCACUCCAUAUUUGAAAUCCGCAGUCGAAAAGCAGCUUUAUUUCGAUUUAAAUAAUACUGCUUUUCGACUGCGAAUAAAAUGAACGGUAAUCUCCGUAAUUAACACGUACGGGGCACAAACUACUGGCCGGUAAUUUCCGGCCUCAGUAGAUAGAGGGGUGUUUUUUUAGUUAGGUAGACGACAGGUUAAUUAUUAUAUCUUUAUUGCAUGUUCAUAUCAAUAAUAUUAUUAUAAGUUAUUGGAUUUUCUUUUGUUAUAUAACUCUUGCAAAUUCGCAUUAUGGUGUCGUUGUAAAUACAAUCUUAUAAUGUACUAAUAAGGUUUACAUUGCUGUAAUGAAAACUCCUGGAUGGUGUUAUUCAAUAUGUGCAAUACCUUGUUUAAUUUCAUACUAUUAUUUUUAGGCAGGUUAAUGUUAGGUUAGGUAGUUUUUGUAUAUCUUGUUGUGUUUAGUCUACGCAGAUUUAUUUGGUUUAGUAAAAAGAUUCUGGAUAUACUAGUAUUGAACCAUUUUUAGUUUAUCAUGAAAAGUGUAUUAUUUCAUACUUAUAUCAAAACCAUGUAUAGUGCACUCGCUCGUAUUUAUAAUUAUAAUUAUUCUUAGAUGCUUUAUAACACAGAUAACAUGUUUAAACGUCGUGGUAAUAUGAAUACUCAUUAUGUUUAAAUUACCCUCCCUAAUCAAAUAUGAAAUAUUGAAUUGAUUAAAGUAAACAAACAUUUUUUUUUUAUCUAAUUCAAUUGUAAUAGGUGACAUAGGUGUAUCCUUAUAAUGAGUGCUAUAUUUGGUUGGAUAUUAUAUAAUUAAACCAGUGUAUAUUAGUCGUAUGAGUAGGCUAGUCGCUUUAGAACAUAGCAACCGAAAUUGUUUUUAUGGUUUUCUUUAAACUAUCCAAAGAAUAACUGUUGAAAAUGCUGCAAACUAAUGGUUAAUAUAAGAGCAUGCAAAAUGU